UUUUGUACGUGACUGAAGUAAACCGCAGAGUUAAGACAGCCAUGGAUUGUGAAACUUUCCAAUAUGUGAAUUCUAUAGUCGGAUUCCUGUAUAUUUCUGGUGGGUUUUGCGGAAUGUAUAUUUCAAGCAUUAUAAACUGGAUAUAUUCAUUUAUUGAUCCAGAAGACACAUCCAUAGAACCUGUCAAUUCCGAUGGAACCAUUUUAUUUGAACAACCCAGAAGAGGAGAACUCUUCGAUCCUUCGAAAGUAUUCUAUCAAGUGGUAUUUUCUUCUUUCGGCAUACGUUUGAUCCUUUUCAUCAUGUCUUGGACAACAUAUAAUCAUUGCAAUAAAACUGAAAGAAUAAACGAAGUUAUCUUUUUCCUUCUCAUGACUAUUUUUAUUGGAGGUUAUGCUUAUUUUAAUUACUUUGUAAAACAACUGAACAGCGUUUGCUAUCAUAUCGAAUCAGAUUCGUGGAAGAAAACAACACCGAAUUGUAAAUCAGUCAUUACAACGCUUAUGAUGGAAAACCCGUAUCUCGUCUUUACCAGCACCGACUACGAAUUUCUAGAUGUUAAUACUUUAUACGAUAAGAAAGUUACGGAGGAGCGUUUUAUAUACCGACGAUGUGAAGACGUCACCGACCCAAGCCAAUUAGAGCGGCUUGAGGAGCAACUAAACACCGACAACCCAGUUCUCCUGACUAUAAGGUUUUCAAUUUUUUGUGGCGACACAGAAACAAAAUUGAAAUAUCUUAGUAAAUUAGAGAGCUUUGUUGGUCCACCUAGGCAGAUGCAUCCAUUGUGUCCUCGAGUCAUAAGAGUCAAGAUCGACCCUUAUGAUCACGACACAGAAAUGCUCCUUUGGUGGGACACCGAGAGGGAUGUCCCGUGGUGGAUGAGCGAGAAAUGGUUUUGGGUGUUUACAGCCCUGUUUUUAGGAGCUCCUUAUAAAUUCUUCUUCGACGUGAAAACCCAGAGAGUUACAAUAGAUAUCAAAAAAGUCAUUUAUUGUUAAGAGUAUGUCUACGAGAAAACCAUGCAAAUAUGGAAAAAAGCUGUGGCAGCAAGUCUCAAGAAUGAAUAGAACGAUGAAGUCCUAAAGGUGUAAAUGUUGGCAGGAUGCCAAGAAAUGAUAAUUAUACAUUUUUGUCGUUUUUCCAGAAAGAAUUUCUCAGAAAGUGGCGCAUUAUUUUUUAAAAUUUUGAGUUAAUGAGAAACUAUCUGAUGUAUUGUUACAAUAUAUAAAAUCCAUCUUUGGACUCACAAGGACUAAAAAGUAAUAAAUUAACAAAAAUAUCCCAUGUGACAAUGUAAAGCUAACGCUAAACUACAGAUUCUGGAGAGUUUUAAAAGUAGAAAAAUGUCCAACUUUAAGACAAUAUAUUUGCAAUAUUAUUGAGAGUCCAAAGACAUAUUUUUGAUAUAUUGUAAAGAUAAAUGUCGUCCUUUUAUAACUAGAAACAGAGUUAGUGAAUUUAAAGAGCCUUUUUCUGACUUUUAAGCAUUUAAAUAAUGUAUAUUUUUACAAUUUUACAAAAAGUUGGAAACAUGCCAGAUUCGUGACCUAUCUACACUUAACAGAAAAAAAUAUUUGGAAAUUCUCACAAAAUGAUUUACACAAGUGUAUCUUGUUAGUGUUAACUCUAAAUGCCUUUUUGAAUUUAUAUUUAAACUAAACUCAGAAUUCUUAACAAUAAUUUUGUGAAUUAUGCAAAAUUUUAUUCUUAAAAGGGUCAAAAUGCUAUUUUUAGUAACAUUGCUGCAGAACCAAGUGUAGACUGACCACAUCAAAAAAAAUUUGUGGCAAAUUAUUUCAUAUAGAUGCACACUGUUACACACAAAAUAUGAAGUUGAUCAGAGAACCUUGCUCCCACCACCUUUUGCAUGGUUUUCUUGUAGACAUACUCUUAAUAAAUGCAGAUAACUGAAUUUUGCAUUUUUUUUCGUAUUUUUGUAUUAAAUGGUGGAUUACUGGAACACAAUUUUUUUUGGCAAUAAAAUGUAUAACCAUAUCCUCUUUCAAUUUUCACUCUUACCUUUGUUUUCAUUGAUGUAAGAUCUGAAUGAUGUUUGCUGAUUUUAUAUAUAAUGUCAAA
Molecule: messenger RNA, 2082 nt
Organism: Magallana angulata
Lineage: Eukaryota; Metazoa; Mollusca; Bivalvia; Ostreida; Ostreidae
Exons: 1
Coding region: 42-1001 (319 amino acids)
Source: RefSeq, a predicted model, not a curated record